This is a messenger RNA of Branchiostoma floridae (Florida lancelet), 1113 nucleotides long. RefSeq lists its product as uncharacterized. NCBI's taxonomy places the organism in Eukaryota, Metazoa, Chordata, Leptocardii, Amphioxiformes, Branchiostomatidae. The transcript has 3 exons. Bases 1 to 1113 code for a protein of 370 amino acids. The record is from RefSeq and is a predicted model, not a curated record.
AUGCCUCGGCGUAAGAAGAGGAAUUGGACGAGGUGGGAUGCCUGGAUUGCAAAGCAGGAAACGAAGAAACCAGCUGAUGAGCAGAAAUUGGAGGUAACAGGUCAGGAGCCAGCAGAUGACCUGGAAGUACAAGUAAGAGGGCAGGAGCAAGCAGAUGACCUGGAAGUACAGGUAAGAGGGCAGCAGCCAGCUGAUGACCUGGAAGUACAGGUAAGAGGGCAGGCAGAUGACCUGGAAGUACAGGUAAGAGGGCAGCAGCCAGCUGAUGACCUGGAAGUACAGGUAAGAGGGCAGGCAGAUGACCUGGAAGUACAGGUAAGAGGGCAGGAGCCAGCAGAUGACCAGGAUGUAGAGGUAAGAGAGCAGGAGCCAGCUGAUACCCCAGAAGUAGUGGAAACAGGGGAGUGGAAGGAAGAGUUCAUGUUCAAUCCCUUCACAGGAAAUGAUCAAUUGGAACUGGCAGACCAGCUGAACCUUUCUGUGGAACGAUAUCUCAAUAUUCAGGAAAGGAAUGUCCCUUUGGAGGCACCAAUCAGUCCCAUCAGAAUUAUUGGGGAUGCAACAGUUUUCAACAAAAGACAGACAAGGAGUAUGUCACGGCGGCACAGAGAGGAAACUACAGAAGCCUCACAAGUUGCCUGCAUCAAGAGAAAGACUGUGCUGAAUGCCAAUAAUGAUGACGACGACCGGAAAAGGGUCAGACGAGACCGAGAAAGGAAACGGUACCAGGAGGAUCCGGAAUAUGCCAAGGCCCAACGGGAUGGAAAGAAGACUCGAUAUAGCACAGAUAAACAGCACGCCCAGGAGAAGCGCGAAACGGAACGGGAGCGAGCACUGGAGCGCUAUCACACUGAUGAUGACUAUGCCAAGCAGAAGCGCGAAACGGAACGGGACGGUACGUCUAUCGAUGCAGACUGGGCUACUUCUUGGAAUGAAGAAGGAGGCCUUGUUGAACCAUCUGAUGCUGAACAAGGAGGGAAUGGCACCUUAGAAGUUCAUACAGCUCCUGAGCACCGCGAGUCUGUCACUGAAGAGGGGGAUCAUAUGGAAGGGCCAACUAGGAAUGAUAUGGAAGAUGAUGAAACAGACAACGUUAUUCAACUAGGUAAAUGA